This is a messenger RNA of Nannospalax galili (Upper Galilee mountains blind mole rat), 6283 nucleotides long. It is a transcript of the gene Cntn1, whose product is annotated as contactin 1. Gene Ontology annotation, biological process: brain development; cell-cell adhesion. Gene Ontology annotation, molecular function: cell-cell adhesion mediator activity. The transcript is spliced from 25 exons. Bases 571 to 3627 code for a protein of 1018 amino acids. The record is from RefSeq and is a predicted model, not a curated record. NCBI's taxonomy places the organism in Eukaryota, Metazoa, Chordata, Mammalia, Rodentia, Spalacidae.
CGCAUGAAUUAUGCAUGCCCUGCUCAUUCUUUAGCCUCCAAACAGAAUGACAGGGUUUGUGAAGUCGCCUCAGUUUCUUGCAUUGAGUGACUGCAGUGAAAUGCUUAAUAUUUUCAGACGCAGAUGCAGCACUGACUGGCGAGCCCGAGUUUGGGAGAUGUGAAUCCGCAGCUCACAGCCCAGAAUGCUUUAUUUGAAAGCCUGGCUAUGCAGAGCCAGCUUUGCAGUCUUGUAACCUGUUCUCCCCAGAAGGUUGGCUGAAGGAUGGGAGCGGCUGUGCCUGCCUCUGAGGUCACAGCUUGAGCUCCUUUUAACUUGCCUUCUGCUGCAGAAGAGAGGCGUGUUGUGCCACAACUGUCCCUGAAUGUAUUCAAAUGGACAAUAUGCAGUAGAUAUUACAAACGAGACUGAUAGAUAAGUCAACCCAUAAGAAAACAAGUCUAUCUCAACAAAGAGAAAAGCAAAGGACGCCGGCAAGACAAGCACACACACUAGUACAGUGUCCUAUUCACUCAACUUCCAUAAAAAGUUCUUGGCUUUUGAAAACUGAGCCAAACUUUUCAACACAAGAUGAAAGCAUCAUUGCUGGUUGGUCAUCUCGUGAUAAUUUCUCUCACAACCUGUCUAGCUGAGUUUACAUGGUAUAGAAGAUAUGGCCAUGGAGUUUCUGAGGAAGACAAAGGAUUUGGACCCAUUUUUGAAGAGCAGCCGAUCAAUACCAUCUACCCAGAAGAAUCUCUGGAAGGGAAAGUUUCUCUGAACUGCAGGGCGCGAGCCAGCCCAUUUCCAGUUUACAAAUGGAGAAUGAAUAAUGGGGAUGUUGACCUAACAAAUGAUCGGUACAGUAUGGUGGGAGGAAACCUUGUGAUCAACAACCCCGACAAACAGAAAGAUGCUGGAAUAUACUACUGCUUGGCCUCAAAUAACUAUGGGAUGGUCAGAAGCACUGAAGCAAUCCUCAGUUUUGGAUAUCUCGACCCUUUCCCACCUGAGGAGCGACCUGAGGUGAGAGUCAAGGAAGGAAAGGGCAUGGUGCUUCUCUGUGACCCGCCCUAUCACUUCCCAGAUGAUCUUAGCUAUCGCUGGCUCCUAAAUGAAUUUCCUGUAUUUAUCACAAUGGAUAAACGAAGAUUUGUGUCUCAGACAAAUGGCAAUCUCUAUAUUGCAAAUGUUGAGUCUUUGGAUAAAGGCAAUUACUCCUGUUUUGUAUCCAGUCCUUCGAUUACAAAGAGUGUAUUCAGCAAAUUUAUCCCACUUAUUCCAAUACCUGAACGAACAACAAAGCCAUAUCCUGCUGAUAUUGUAGUGCAGUUCAAGGACAUAUAUGCAUUGAUGGGCCAAAAUGUGACUUUAGAGUGUUUUGCACUUGGAAAUCCUGUUCCUGAUAUCCGGUGGCGGAAAGUGCUGGAACCAAUGCCUAGCACUGCUGAGAUAAGCACUUCAGGGGCUGUCCUUAAGAUCUUCAAUAUCCAACUGGAAGAUGAAGGCCUCUAUGAGUGUGAGGCUGAGAACAUUAGAGGGAAGGACAAACACCAGGCAAAAAUUUAUGUGCAAGCAUUUCCUGAGUGGGUAGAACAUAUCAAUGACACAGAGGUCGACAUAGGUAGCGACCUCUACUGGCCCUGCGUGGCCACAGGAAAGCCCAUCCCUACCAUUCGGUGGCUGAAAAAUGGAUAUCCGUAUCAUAAAGGAGAACUGAGACUGUAUGACCUGACUUUUGAAAAUGCGGGAAUGUAUCAGUGCAUCGCAGAGAACACACAUGGAUCCAUUUAUGCAAAUGCGGAGCUAAAGAUCCUGGCUUUGGCUCCAACUUUUGAAAUGAAUCCCAUGAAGAAAAAACUCCUGGCUGCGAAGGGGGGAAGGGUUGUCAUUGAAUGCAAACCCAAGGCUGCGCCCAAACCCAAGUUUUCAUGGAGUAAAGGCACUGAAUGGCUUGUCAACAGCAGCAGAAUACUCAUAUGGGAAGAUGGUAGCUUGGAAAUCAGUAACAUUACAAGGAAUGAUGGUGGCGUCUAUACAUGCUUCGCAGAAAACAAUAGAGGGAAAGGUAACAGCACCGGAACCCUAGUUAUCACAGAUCCCACACGAAUCAUAUUGGCCCCAAUUAAUGCUGAUAUCACUGUUGGAGAAAAUGCGACUAUGCAAUGUGCUGCGUCCUUUGAUCCCGCCUUGGAUCUCACAUUUGUUUGGUCCUUCAAUGGCUACGUGAUUGAUUUUACCAAAGAAAAUGUUCAUUACCAGAGGAAUUUUAUGCUGGAUGCCAACGGGGAGCUACUCAUCCGAAACGCCCAGCUUAAACACGCGGGGAGGUACACGUGCACCGCGCAGACCAUCGUGGACAACUCCUCAGCGUCUGCGGACCUUGUUGUGCGAGGCCCCCCAGGCCCUCCAGGUGGUCUGAGAAUAGAAGACAUAAGAGCUACCUCCGUGGCACUGACUUGGAGCCGCGGUUCAGAUAACCAUAGUCCCAUCUCUAAAUAUACCAUCCAGACCAAGACUGUUCUCUCAGAUGACUGGAAAGAUGCAAAGACGGAUCCCCCAAUCAUUGAAGGGAAUAUGGAGUCAGCAAAGGCAGUGGAUCUGAUUCCAUGGAUGGAAUAUGAAUUCCGAGUGGUGGCAACCAACACGCUGGGUACAGGAGAGCCCAGUUUACCUUCCAACAGAAUCAGAACAGAUGGCGCUGCACCAAAUGUGGCUCCCUCGGAUGUAGGAGGCGGAGGAGGAAGCAACCGGGAGCUGACGAUAACAUGGGCCCCUUUGUCCAGAGAGUACCAUUACGGCAACAAUUUUGGUUACGUAGUGGCAUUUAAACCGUUUGAUGGAGAAGAAUGGAAAAAAGUUACAGUUACUAAUCCAGAUACAGGUCGCUAUGUCCAUAAAGAUGAAACCAUGAGCCCUUCCACCGCCUUCCAAGUAAAAGUUAAGGCAUUCAACAACAAAGGAGAUGGGCCGUACAGCCUCAUAGCUGUCAUCAAUUCAGCACAAGACGCUCCCAGCGAGGCCCCCACAGAAGUUGGUGUCAAAGUUUUAUCAUCUUCAGAGAUAUCUGUGCACUGGAAGCAUGUUUUAGAAAAAAUUGUGGAAAGCUACCAGAUUCGAUACUGGGCAGCUCAUGACAAAGAAGCAGCUGCACACAGAGUCCAGGUCACCAGCCAGGAGUACUCGGCCAGGCUCGAGAACCUUCUGCCCGACACCCAGUACUUCGUGGAAGUGGGAGCUUGCAACAGUGCAGGGUGCGGACCUCCAAGUGACGUGAUUGAAACCUUCACCCGAAAAGCCCCUCCUAGCCAACCACCAAGGAUCAUCAGUUCGGUGAGGUCUGGCUCACGUUACAUAAUCACCUGGGACCAUGUUGUGGCACUAUCAAAUGAAUCUACAGUGACGGGAUAUAAGAUUCUUUAUCGGCCAGAUGGCCAGCAUGAUGGCAAGCUGUUCUCAACCCAUAAACACUCCAUCGAAGUCCCAAUCCCCAGAGAUGGCGAGUAUGUCGUUGAGGUUCGAGCACACAGUGAUGGGGGAGACGGAGUAGUGUCUCAAGUCAAAAUUUCGGGUGUGUCCACGCUGUCUUCAAGUCUGUUCAGCUUGCUGCUGCCUGCCCUUGGCUUCCUCCUCUUCUUGGAAAUAUGAAUAUUGUGUGAUGUCCGCGUUCCCAGCCCAGCUCAGAGGACGUCCUUCAUCCUGGGAUGACUGUAAUUCCUUCUUAACCCUGUGGCUCCAUCCUAAACCAAAUAAAUUGGACUUUAACCAACUAUCCAACUGAUUUCCAACACAGUAUGACUGAGGCAUUCAGGAACCCCUUCAUCCAAAAGAAUAACUUUUAAAUGGAUAUAAAGUGAUUUUUAACUCGUUCCAAUAUGCCUUAUAAACCACUUAACCUGAUUCUGUGAAAGUUGCAUGAUUUAAUUCAAUGGGACAAGUUACGGUGUUCAAUUCAAUACCAUAGGCUGUAGAGUGAGAGUUAAAUCACCAUACACAGGUGCUUUACAUUUAAUAAAAAGUUUUGAGAUAUAAUAGGGGUUGAAAUGUUGGUCGUAUGUGGUACGUGUAAGAGUAAUGCAGUCUAUUGUAUUAACCUCUCUGUUUUGGGUCCUGCAUAUUUUUGAAAGGCCCUUAUCAUUCAUGACAUUUUGAGUUUUCCUGAAAAAUAAUACAGACGGAAACAGAAACAUUUUGACACAAACUCAUUACCAAAUCACUUUUCUGAAUGAGUUGAAAGAUUUUGAAUAUGAAAACCAGAUUAUCGAACUCAUUCUCAGUGUUCUUACUUUUGAAGUAAUGUUUUACAUGUUUGGUUUUCGGAAUCACUGAUCCUUUCCAGUUAGUUUUCUAAUGCUGAAGUUCACACACCAUAUGAGGAUCUUUUUACUUUUGUAUUCUCUGAAGUUGCUUUGUGCUUUGUCGUCAUCCGUGUCAAACCUCAGACCGCACAGCUCACCUGGUGUCAUCCCAUCUCUGUAUUUAUUCGUAUAUGGAAUGAUGAGUUUUGAGAAUUAGAGUGCUUCCAUUUUUUUGCGAUGUGACAGUCUUUAUAUGGUUAGAAACAAAUGACAGUUAAAUAUCAGAAUGACCUAAUCAUGUUCUACUAUCUUUGGUUCUGUGCUUUAUGCCUAAGGACAAGCUCUCUUGAUAGGAGGUAUGGAAUCAAGAAAUCACAUAGAGGUUGGAAAAGCUACAGAAUUACUUUUUUUUUUUUUAAAAAAAAAAAACAAAAACAAACCUUUAAAUCUCAUUUCCCACUUCAAUGCAAUACUGAAAACUGGCUAAAAAUACCAAAUCAGAAUGUGGCUGGUGGACUUGUGAAGAAUAUGCAAAGCCUUGGAAGGCCAGGGGGGCAAACCACGCUCCUGUUCAAGAUCAUCUCCCCAAGUGUCGGUGCUUAGGGAUUUAUAAAUCAUGAAAAGGAAAACAUGCAUUUCUUCGUUCUCCAUGGUGUGGAUGUGCCUAGGUGUGGAUGUGAAGGAACUCGGGUACUGAAGAAUUAGCCAGCUCGUGAAAUAGUGCAAUGUUGGAUGCUUUGAGAAGCAUAAUCCUAUUUUAUUAGCACAGUCUCGCUGGCUAAUUAGAGAUAGAGUUUUAUCUUUUUAGAAAGGAUACCUUAUAAGUUCAUAAAAAGUAUUUACAGGAAGCAAAAAUAAAUUUAUUAAUACUUUACCCCCUAUCUUUAAUUUGUAUAAUUUUUGUACUAUAUGUGUAAAUGUUUAAAGUCUUCAUUAUUAAAAUAUCAAUAAAUAUUUCAUUAAUUUACACUUAACGCUUUGUUAUAAAUAUAAAAUUCUUAAAAAUCAGUAAAGCAGAUGCUUUCCCAGUGGAAGUAUGUCAGCAGUCUUAAGGUCAUUGCCAGAUUUCAUAAAAUAUUUGAUUAUUUGAAAAGGAAGCAAAAUGACUUCAUACUUUAGGGAAAUGAAUACUCUGUAAGCUUUCUGUACAAAUGUUUGUGUUUUCACUGUUACACUUUGGGGUUUUCCUCUUGUAGUGUGACCCAUGUUGGGCAUUUUUAUAUCAAGAACAACUACAUCUUUUGCCAAAUGCAUGCCUGCCUUUUAUUUCCUAGUGUAUGGUAUUAAAGACCAAACCUGGCUAGAUUUUGCGUGAAAUGGUUCUGAAAGGUAAGCAGGAAACAGACUGAAGGUUGUUUUGUUUUGAAUAUGUGGCAGAUAGACUCAAAUCUCUCAUGCACUAAUGACAUACACUUUUCAUUUUCUUAUACAAUUGUACAAAUGUGACUGGGACCAUCAGUUUUAAACUGUCGUCAAACUAACCAAUGUAUCAUAUGCUUUAAGAUGCAAGAUUCUUAAUUAAACUUUAUAUAGAUAUAGACACAUCUGUUGUUUCUUGGUAUUUCAGGAAAGGUGAUAGUACUUUUAUUUGAUACUGAUAAAUAAUGAAUUGAUUUUUUUAGUUCUUUUUUAUCAUUUUUUCAAUGGAGUAGUAUAGGACUGUGGUUUGUCCUUUUUAUGAAUGAAUACAAAUUAUAAAGAAAUAAAUGUCUUACUGUUGCCCAAAAAAGUAACUGUCCUUUCAAUUUACCUGAAGUUUAAAUUGUUCUUAGAAAGUGUUCAUUAUAAGUUUGGUAACAUGGAGUAGAUACUACUGGUUAAGUAAAGGUUUGAUGUUGAAAGAAUGUUUAAAAAAAAAAACUACAUACAGGGUAGGAGAGAUGGCUCAGUAGUUAAGAGUGUGUACUGCUCUUGCAGAUGGCCACCUGUAGCUCUGGUUACAGGGGAUCAGAUGCCCUCUUCUGGCCUCUUCAGGCACCUGCAUGCACAUGGCACACAUACAGAGG